AUUUCCGGAAACACCGGAUGUACGUCAUUGGUUGAGUUCAUUGUUUUUGCUUGGGAAUAGCGACUAACGUUCGCCGUUACAGUAAGACCAUGAGUCUGCCAGCAGCUCCACCCAGCUAUGCUGAAGCUACAGCAGGAGAUAAAGAGCAAGGAUCUGGAAGCUUCACUUAUGCUUCUCAACCGCCCCCAAUGCCACCACCAACCAUGCCCAUGCAUCCCAGCUGGGCUUACGUGCAUCCCGGCCCUAGUCCGGGAUAUUCCAACGCUUAUGCUGCAGACAUGUCCUCGCCCUUCUCUGAUCCAAGCUCCAGCAACAGCUUCGACGGCCUCGGAAGCAACUGGGAGGACAAGAAUAUCCGCCGCAUGUUUAUCAGGAAGGUCUUCUGUAUUCUCAUGGUACAGCUCAUGGUUACGUUUAGUGUGGUGUCGCUCUUCACAUUUUGUGAGCCGGUCCGCAAGUUUGUACAGUAUAAUCGGGUUUUCUAUCUGACCUCAUACAUGACUUUCAUGGGAACAUACCUGAUGCUUGUAUGCAGCACAAACGCAAGGCGAAGAUAUCCUACCAAUAUGAUCCUUCUAGCCAUUUUUACUUUGGCAAUGUCCUAUAUGGCAGGCAUGCUAGCCAGCUAUCAUAAUACCAAAGUGGUGAUGCUGAGUGUGGGCAUCACAGCUCUGGUGUGUCUGGCCAUCACUCUCUUCUGUUUCCAGUCCAGGGUUGACUUCACCACCUGUCAUGGGCUGCUGUUCUCUCUUAUGAUGGUGCUGAUGAUCACUGGGCUUCUGCUGUUCUUCACUGCUCCAUUCGGAUAUAUACCCUGGUUGCACACUGCGUAUGCUGGAUUUGGUGCGCUGGUUUUCACUCUGUUUCUGGCAUUUGACAUGCAGCUGCUGAUCGGCAACAGGCGGUACUCGCUGAACCCAGAGGAGCACGUGUUUGGAGCUAUCUGCCUCUACAUGGAUGUGGUCUACAUAUUCCUGUUUUUCCUUCAGCUCUUCGGGAGUCGUGAGUGAGCGAGGCGUUGACAUGUCCGGCCUCAAGCUUUUGUCCUCUGUUACACACAUACACACACAAACACACACACACACUGUUCUCAGUUACUCCAAGGUUUGUUGAGGAGUAAACAGUCUUCCUUCUUUCUGUGUGGCUGUUGAAGUUUGAUGUGUGCUGUUGUUUUCCUUCUGCUCAUGGUUCAGGCAGCUCUUUGCACACCUCGCUGCAAGAUAACCAUACAAAAAAAAA
Molecule: messenger RNA, 1239 nt
Organism: Danio rerio (zebrafish)
Lineage: Eukaryota; Metazoa; Chordata; Actinopteri; Cypriniformes; Danionidae
Gene: faim2a
Product: Fas apoptotic inhibitory molecule 2a
Biological process (GO): calcium ion transmembrane transport
Cellular component (GO): membrane
Source: RefSeq, marked provisional